AUGUUCAAGCAAUUCAUUGCACAGUCCCACGUCACCCAGUCCAUCCAACUCCUCCGGGGGGGCAUUCAUCUGUGUGUUGCCCCGAAGGCCCCGCAAUCAGCGGCCUCCAGCAACCUCAAGGUCGACCGUGCGAAGCCUUGCCAACGCUGUGAGGUCUUGUUAUUGCAGUUGGAUGCCUUAGCACAAUCCAUGGUGGGGCUGGCCGGAGCGGCAUUUCGCUGGUCAUUGGAGGUGGCGACAGGCGUCUCGACCGAAGACCGGGAGAUGCUUUGGAAGGCACUGAUGAGCUACAUGCAGCCCUGUGCUCAUGUGGAUGCGCGCAUCGCGAGCACCUCGGAGGAUUUGUUGAAGGCGGUGACCAAAGCCGUCACUCCCGACGAGCUCUUGGGGUCCUUGGCACAACAGCGGUUGGAACAGAAGCGCGCCCAGCCCAAAGGCGCUGCGACGGCGCCUCAAGCGAAGGUCAAGGCCAAGGCGGAGCCAAAGAGUAGCUCUGCCCAGCCCCAGAGUGCCAAGACCGGGCCAAAGCGUAGCAGCACUCGUAGCAGCCGGCGGACCAGCAAGAGCAGCGCCGCGACCAGCAAGACUAGUAGCCGCUCUUCCAGCAGAUCAUCCAGUAGUGGCAGCGACUACAGUUCGAGCUCAAGCUACAGCUCAAGCGAUGGGAGCUCCAAACCGAAGGCGAAGGCCAAACCGAAGGCCUCGCCUGGCGGACGUGGGUAG
Molecule: messenger RNA, 723 nt
Organism: Durusdinium trenchii
Lineage: Eukaryota; Dinophyceae; Suessiales; Symbiodiniaceae
Source: the annotation of a GenBank genome assembly